UGUCACGUGCCCAACGUCCCCCGAGUAAAAUUUUAUGAGUUUUAUCGGUCUCCUUAGCUCUGCUUUAUAUAAAAAGGCUUAGGCACUGAAGAAAGAGAAGCAAGCAUUGAGCUCUUUCUUGAUUAGAAUGGGCAGGGCUCCUUGCUCCUCCAAAAACUCCGAGCUCAAUCGUGGGGCUUGGACUGCCCAAGAAGAUUUUAUUUUAAGUGAAUGCAUCAAAAUUCAUGGAGAGGGCAGAUGGCGAUCAAUACCCCAAAAAGCAGGUCUGAAGCGAUGUGGAAAGAGUUGCAGAUUGCGUUGGUUGAACUAUCUCCGUCCUGAUAUUAAGCGGGGAGACAUCUCACCGGAUGAAGAGGAUCUCAUCCUUAGAUUACACGGACUCCUCGGCAAUAGGUGGUCACUUAUUGCUGGAAGGCUGCCAAGUCGAACAGACAACGAAAUAAAGAAUUUCUGGAACACUCAUAUGAGGAAGAAGAGCCAAUCAUCACUGCCAGAGAAGGAAACUCUUUCCGGGUGCCACAGAAAACCCAAACCUGCUUCUCCUGCAGGUGAACAUGUGCUCAAAUCUACUCCAGUUAAAGCAACAGCAGUAAGGAUAACGAAGGGCUGCAGCAAAUAUGCUACUAACUCUAAGAUUUCAAAUCUUCGAGACAUAAACUGCUCUGAUGGUAAAAUUUCACACACUGUACAGAUCAAGGAGAACAAUUCUGAUAGCAUCGGUAUUUCCAUGGAGAAGAAUCUAUCACAAUCUCCAUCAAUGGAAAUUGAUGGGCUGUAUUCUCCAUGUUACGGACCCAGUUCAGUAAACUAUCAAAGCCCACAUUCUGAGCCCUUUGAAGAUAGUGGAGUCAAUACUUUCCAGAGUUUAUUAUACAUGAACGAGCUCUCUUCUCCAGAGUUUGAUGUUUGCACCAGUACUGAGAUAGGCCAGUUGUUAGAUAACAACAUACAACAUGUGAAUAGUUUUACAGCUAGUGAUGAGCAAGCAAAUAAAGAAAUGAAGCAGAAAGAGGAUUGGGUAGAGGAGCUACAAUAUCAACAGAAGUCAAGUCUACAGUGGCUUAGCUUACUGCUCUUGGAAUCCGAGGAAGACUGGGAGGAAGCAAAUAACAAAGACUCUGCACAGUGUUCAUGAUAACCAGACAACGUAUUGCAUUUCUGUGGUUUUAGUUUACCUCUUUUAUCUUAGAGAACUGUGUUGUUAAUUUUAUGUCUUUGUACUUACUAUUCACAACAGUACCUUACAUAAGUUAAACGUCAUGGAGCUGCCCUUGGUAGUAGAGAUGGCGACUGAUAUAAACGUUAUUGUUAAGUAUCAUAAAGUUAUGUCAACAGCAGAGGAGGAAUAUACCAACACACUUAACCUUUAUAAUAAAUUUAGGCAUGGGUUGCUGUCGUUUGAAAUAUAGAACGGUAGCUUAAAACCAUAUAGCGUUGAGAAGCAAGCUUUCGGGAAGUUUUGACCAGCCGUUGAUAUUAUGAUAUUUGGUACAAUGUGCUGUUAAGCUUUAUUUUAUACUAUUGAGAUGGCGACUGGCAAGACCAAUAAUAUAGUACAAAAAAGAACGUCCAAUCUUAAGCAGCACAAGAGUAACGUGCCUGUCUCUUGAUUGAAACAACUGUGCAUGCGUCCAUUACAAACCACUCCAUAGAUAGGAUUAUAAAGCCACUUUCGAUCCCACAAAUUCACUAACUUUUACAGAUUUUAUUCCCUCACUGAUCAUUUCCAUCUUUGUUUUUUAAUAAAGUUCAAUUCUCAGGUCUUA
Molecule: messenger RNA, 1766 nt
Organism: Cryptomeria japonica (Japanese cedar)
Lineage: Eukaryota; Viridiplantae; Streptophyta; Pinopsida; Cupressales; Cupressaceae
Product: transcription factor MYB1
Exons: 3
Coding region: 128-1135 (335 amino acids)
Source: RefSeq, a predicted model, not a curated record